This is a messenger RNA of Porites evermanni, 339 nucleotides long. NCBI's taxonomy places the organism in Eukaryota, Metazoa, Cnidaria, Anthozoa, Scleractinia, Poritidae. The record is from the annotation of a GenBank genome assembly.
AUGACUGCCAAAACGACCAACAACAGAAAGACAUGUAAUUGCAGAAACAAGGAUCUUUGCUCUCUUGAUGGAAAAUGUCUCAAAAAUAACGUAAUCUACGAAGCCACAGGGACAGCAUCCGGAACUACAAGUAACUACAUCGGCAUGACGGAGAAUGACUUCAAAACAAGAUUCAACAACCAUAAACUCUCUUUUAGGAACCGAAACCACUCACAUGACACAGUACUUUCAAAAUACAUCUGGGAACUAAAGGACAACGACACGACAUACGACAUCGAGUGGCUUAUCAUCAAGAGGGCAAACACCUACAAGGGAAAACCGUCACUCUGCAAAUUUUAG